GCCUCCACCCCACUCCCCUUCGCUAGAAAGGAAGCCAGAGCUGAGCAAAGAGUAGGAGGUUGUGCUUGCUGUCUCCUCAUUUUCAUCAGCACUGAAUGCUCAGGAGCCCGGUCCGCCCAGGAGCACAGGGUCUUGAGUCAGUCACAAGCCUCCUGACAUCACAGGAGCAGUGCCGACAUCGCUCAACAGAAUACUGUUCACUAGUCACUGACAGGUGAGUCCUGGGAGCCUGGAGCAUGAACUACACUAACCCCACCUCCCCAUGCCACUGGGCAGGGUCAGUUAGGGAAGCAGGCGGACUUUCAUGAGAGUAGAAUGAAUGGAGGGGGGGAGGGGUCUCGUGCUAUGGUGGGCCUAAAGUCAGUGGUCUGAAACUCUGCACUUCAGACAGUCUCCAGGCAAUGCUGGUGCUAUAGCGCCUCAGACCACACCUGAGGAACAAGAGGAUAUGACGAAGGACUCAGACGCAGGCAUUACAGAGAGAGGCUCACAGACAGCCUGCAUGCUUCCACUUCACCUGGCAAGUGAUUUCUCAGGCUCAACUCAAGUGCAAGCUCACUGAAGCUGCCACCACAUCCCACAGACAAUCUCAGCAAGACGAGGGAAUGUGUCAGGUUGCUUUUUCAAAAACCAAGCAAGAACCUAGCUUCACAGAGGAAAAUGCCAAUCUCUCCUCCAGUGCUCCCCUAGGCUCCUUUGGGGUCACUGUUGUGAUGACACGAGGCCCCCGAGGUGGAUGACUUGUCCUGAGAAACCAUCGCAAAUAUGAACCUGGCUAAACCAGGGGACUUUGAAGCCAUGGGAGCCAAGCUGGGAGUGUUGGAUGCAGAAUGGUCACUAGGUUGUAGUGGCUCCAGGUGUGUAUGAGCAGGAGGGUGGGGAGAGAUGCCUGGCAAGGUUGUGGCCAUCAUGAAUGUGAGUGUCUGUGCAGAGGAUGGGGCUAUGGGUACAGCGGUGGGGGCUACAGGUACAGGGGUGGGAGCCAAAGUGCACAGUUUGGGGAUAUGGGUAAGGCCUCCUCCAUCUCCAUCCUUAGCACCACCAACAACCCUGAAUUCCAAGAAACUCUCCCUGGGCACCGGAGGUGAAGGUGUCUCCUUCUGCUCUCCUGUGAGUUGGAAUCAAGUCCGCCAGGAGAGGAAAUCUGGACAACCCACACCUUCUCAGACUUGCUCUUUGGUUGGAAGGUUGGAACUGUCACAGACCACCUUCUAAGGGAACUUCAAGCUGAGAGGGAAUGGCGGGGCCACCACUGCCCCACAGACAACACUGACCCAACAGUCUCUGCCUGCACACCCCCACUCCUGGUCCACCCACUCCCUCAAAGACAACCAGCUCCCUGAUGCUACAGAACUGACCUCCAGAAAAUGUGGAAUCUCAAACUCCACUGCCCAGAGGCACACUGGCUCAGUAUCCAGCUUCCUUCCCCACUCCUCCCUCUUUAGGCUGGGUCUCCUAUGCCCAUUCCUCAGAUCAGCACACAGCUGGUCACAUGUCCCCUGUGAGUGUGUGGUCAGACAUGUAGCAGACAAGUAAGCCUGGGCUGGGAUAGGGACAGGUGCCGGCACCCAACAGGAAGACUGAGCCACUGAAAUCGAUGGGACAGUGUGUGUGGCUCCCUUUUCUGGAAGCCAUCAACCCCACAGGUGUUCUGAGGAGCCAGGGACAUAGAAGCAAGAACAGGGCAGGACAGCUCACAUUCGGAAUGUGUCUCAGAAACUGUCCUGCUACUUCUCAGACCAUGGAGAUGGACUUUCCACUCUCUAUGAAUUGUCCAAUAUCUGGACAUUGUCAAAAAGAGCCCUGAGGUUCUCAAGGAUGAAGAGAGCUCUGCUGAUGGUUGCCACCACGGCCCAAUACUAGAGACAACCAAGCAGAGAUAGGUCUUACAGUCUUCAGGAGGGACAGAGAGAGCAUCCACCUUAGCCUGCCAGGGGCUGGUGCCUGAUCUGCACCUAGGCUUGAAGAUCCUACAAACACUGGGUUAAGUCGUGAUGACAUGAGGUGCUUCACGAUUUCUAUACUUGAAGAACAGGUAAAAUCAUACCUGCAAAAUGCAAGAUUAAGUACUGUAGCAAGGUGCAGAAAUGGCACAGCCCAGAAAUAUCCACAGGGAGGGAAAGCAUUGUCCUUCGUGGAUGAUGAGAUGUAAGAUAACCUUACACUGCAGGCUCUCAGCUCUGCAGAACCUGGAACCAGGCCAUAGCAGGAGCUCAGAGUCUCGCACAGAGGGAGUGCUCCAAGCAUACCUAGGAAUUCCUGAAUCAGAGGAAAUGUAUACCAUUUGAGGAGUGUCUGAGCUCGUUUGGAAUAAGACUGCACGGCCGAUGGUCACUUGAUCAGUGUGCAAUGAGGACCUGACACUUAUCGUGCUGCAGGGAAAGAUGACCUUGUGACCUUGACUUGCUCUCUCUUCCUGUCUCCCACCUGUUCUUAGCCCUGUCGUCCAAAUCAGGGCCAUGUCACCCCAUGGAAGUGGAAACCUCUCAGGGAUGCCUCUAGAGGAGUUUGUGCUGGAGGGGUUUCAGGGGGGUCUGCAGACCCAGGCCCUGCUCUUUGCCCUCUUCCUGGCCCUGUACUUGGCGGCCGUCCUGGGGAACCUCACCAUGAUCGUGGUCAUCACCCUGGACGCCCGUCUGCACUCCCCGAUGUACUUCUUCCUCAAGAACCUCUCCUUCCUGGACCUGUGCUACUCAUCUGUCAUCUACCCCAAGGCCCUGGCCAACGUCCUGUCCUCAGCCAAGGUCAUCUCCUUUGGGGGCUGUGCCUCCCAGUUCUUCUUCUUCUCCAUGAUGGGCACGACUGAGGCCUUCCUCUUGGCCGUGAUGGCCUAUGACCGCUUCCUGGCCAUCUGCAGCCCCCUGCACUAUCCCAUCACCAUGCAGCCCUCAGUCUGUGCCUGCCUGGUGCUGGGCUCCUACUGUGGAGGAUGCCUCAAUGCCAUCCUGCAGACCAGCUUCACAUUCAGCCUCCCCUUCUGCAGCUCCAAACACAUCGACCACUUCUUCUGUGAUGUGGUCCCCCUGCUCAAGCUCACUUGUGCCAAUACGGCCAUCAAUGAGCUGGUCAUGUUUGGCAUCUGCGGGCUCAUCAUCGUGGGCACCACACUCGGGGUCCUCAUCUCCUAUGCCUACAUCACCGUGACCAUCCUGAGGAUGCGCUCGGGAGCAGGCAGACACAAGCUCUUCUCCACCUGUGGCUCCCACAUGACGGCCGUGUCCCUCUUUUAUGGGACCGUCUUUGUCAUGUAUGCCCAGCCGGGAGCGGUGGAGUCCUUGCAGCAGGGCAAGGUGGUCUCUGUCUUCUACACCCUGGUCAUCCCCGUGCUCAACCCCCUCAUCUACAGUCUGCGGAACAAGGAGGUGAAGGAGGCCCUGUGGAGACUGGGGCACAAGCACACUGCACCCUGAGGGAGGGUGACCUGGGAGACAGUGUCCUGAGUGCAGAACAACAGGACUCAGGGGGAGGCAAUGGCUUUGGCUUGAGGAAUUUGUUCCUUUUUUAUCCAGCAUUUCAUUCAACCAUUCCAAGAAGCACAUCAUGGACCAUGUACACAAGUGUGAGUCACUAAAAAAGACACUUGGAUUGCCAUGAAAAAUAAUGUCCCAUGAAGGGAAAAGACCCUAAACUUGACGCCAGAGCAACCCAGCCAGCAGAGCCAUGAGCAAGGGUUGAAACAG
Molecule: messenger RNA, 3680 nt
Organism: Sus scrofa (pig)
Lineage: Eukaryota; Metazoa; Chordata; Mammalia; Artiodactyla; Suidae
Source: RefSeq, a predicted model, not a curated record